Molecule: messenger RNA, 381 nt
Organism: Carlito syrichta (Philippine tarsier)
Lineage: Eukaryota; Metazoa; Chordata; Mammalia; Primates; Tarsiidae
Product: tubby-related protein 3-like
Exons: 3
Coding region: 13-381 (122 amino acids)
Biological process (GO): protein localization to cilium
Cellular component (GO): cilium
Source: RefSeq, a predicted model, not a curated record
GGCCCUAGGAAAAUGUCUGUGAUCAUCCCAGGGAUGAACAUGAAUCAUGAACGCGUCUCAUUUCAGCCACAAAAUGACAACGAGAGCUUGCUUUCGAGAUGGCAAAACAAAGCCAUGGAAAACCUGAUCGAACUGCACAACAAGGCCCCCGUCUGGAAUGCUGACACUCAGUCCUACGUCCUUAACUUCCACGGCCGGGUCAGCCAGGCGUCCGUGAAGAACUUUCAGAUCGUCCACGAAAGUGACCCUGACUAUAUAGUCAUGCAGUUUGGGCGUGUGGCAGAUGACGUGUUCACACUGGACUACAACUACCCUCUGUGUGCCCUGCAGGCCUUUGCCAUCGGGCUCUCUAGCUUUGACACCAAGCUAGCAUGUGAAUAA